This is a messenger RNA of Lotus japonicus, 2235 nucleotides long. RefSeq names its product lysM domain receptor-like kinase 3. The transcript has 10 exons. Gene Ontology annotation, biological process: protein phosphorylation; innate immune response. Lineage: Eukaryota; Viridiplantae; Streptophyta; Magnoliopsida; Fabales; Fabaceae. Bases 107 to 1969 code for a protein of 620 amino acids. The record is from RefSeq and is a predicted model, not a curated record. Gene Ontology annotation, molecular function: ATP binding; transmembrane receptor protein kinase activity.
UGGUGAGUUAGGAUGUUCCUGUUUCUUGAAAGCAGCUACAAACAACUAAAUGAUGUUAAGAGAAGCUACAUCAUGGUUUUGAAACUUCCUCAUUGCAUUGAAGAAAAUGUUUUAUGAUUUCACAACUAUGGCUUCUCUAACUCAUCCUCUAUGUGUUCUCCUUACUCUAAUGGCUGCAGCUUCAUUUGCAAGUGUGUUUUCCCUUGAAGUUUCAUCCAAAACAACUUACAUGGAACCUUUUAACUGCUCUACAAAGAUCAGAACAUGCAAUUCCUUGCUCUACCACAUAAGCAUCGGUCUCAAGGUCGAAGAAAUAGCCCGCUUUUACUCGGUUAAUCUCUCCCGAAUCAAGCCAAUAACUCGCGGUACCAAGCAAGAUUACCUUGUCUCAGUGCCUUGUACUUGCAGAAACACCAAUGGCCUUAAUGGAUAUUUCUAUCAUACAUCCUACAAGGUUAAGGUUAAUGACAGUUUUGUGGAUAUUCAGAACCUGUUCUAUAGUGGACAAGCUUGGCCUGUGAAUGAAGAUUUGGUGGUUCCAAAUGAGACUAUGACAAUACAUAUUCCUUGUGGGUGUUCAGAAAGUGGCUCUCAAAUUGUCGUCACAUACACAGUUCAAAGGAAUGAUACACCAUUAUCAAUUGCUCUUUUGCUAAAUGCUACGGUUGAAGGCAUGGUGAGUGUGAACUCAGUUAUGGCUCCGAAUCCCACAUUCAUAGAUGUUGGUUGGGUGUUAUAUGUUCCCAAGGAGUUGAAUCCAAUUUCCCAUGGAAAAGAAAAUAAACACAAGCUGGAGAAAAUUAUUGGCAUCUUAGCGGGUGUGAUAUUACUUUCAAUUAUUACCUUGAUCAUUCUUAUCGUCAGGAGAAAUAGAUCCUAUGAAACCUGCAAAGAUGAUCCACGCGCUAUCUCAAAAAGAUCAAUCGGCAAAAGAACUAGUUCCUUAAUGAACCGCGACUUUCACAAAGAAUACAUGGAAGAUGCGACAUCAUUUGACUCAGAAAGACCAGUAAUUUAUACUCUUGAGGAGAUUGAACAAGCUACUAAUGACUUCGAUGAAACUCGAAGGAUUGGAGUCGGUGGAUAUGGAACAGUGUAUUUUGGAGUGUUAGGGGAGAAGGAGGUUGCUAUAAAGAAGAUGAAAUCUAACAAAUCCAAAGAAUUCUAUGCAGAACUCAAGGCCUUGUGUAAGAUCCAUCACAUUAACAUUGUGGAGUUAUUAGGAUAUGCCAGCGGAGAUGACCACCUUUACUUGGUGUAUGAGUAUGUGCCCAAUGGAUCUCUCAGUGAACAUCUUCAUGAUCCCUUACUGAAAGGUCACCAGCCUCUUUCUUGGUGUGCUAGGAUUCAAAUUGCACUGGAUUCAGCAAAAGGUAUUGAAUACAUACAUGAUUACACAAAAGCACAGUAUGUGCACCGCGAUAUAAAGACUAGUAAUAUUCUUCUUGAUGAGAAGCUCAGAGCAAAGGUAGCAGAUUUUGGGCUUGCAAAGCUAGUAGAACGAACCAAUGAUGAAGAAUUCAUAGCAACAAGGCUUGUUGGAACACCAGGCUAUCUUCCACCAGAAUCUCUAAAGGAGCUUCAAGUGACAGUAAAAACUGAUGUAUUUGCAUUUGGGGUGGUUAUGUUAGAGUUGAUAACAGGGAAACGUGCACUAUUUCGUGACAACCAAGAAGCCAACAAUAUGAGAUCACUUGUUGCAGUUGUUAACCAAAUAUUUCAAGAAGAUAACCCUGAGACUGCUUUAGAAGUUACCGUGGAUGGGAAUCUACAACGUAGCUAUCCUAUGGAAGAUGUCUACAAUAUGGCAGAACUAUCACACUGGUGCUUGCGCGAAAAUCCGGUGGACAGGCCUGAAAUGAGUGAGAUCGUUGUGAAAUUGUCAAAGAUUAUAAUGUCCUCGAUAGAGUGGGAAGCAUCACUUGGCGGAGACAGCCAAGUCUUCAGCGGGGUAUUUGAUGGAAGAUGAAUGAAGACUACUCUUUACUAAUUAAGAAUUGUCUAUUAAGAGCCUUCUCUUGCUGCCUUAAUAUCUUAAUCUUUUGUAUUUAAUCCAAUCCUUGUUCAAAACUGCUGCCACUUGAGUUCAUAACAAGUUAUUAGGAGUACAUAUAAUGAUUGAUAGACAAUUAUAUAUAGGAUGAGAUCGGGUUAAUGAGUUGUUAUUGUAACAAAAAAUUGUCAAUGCUAACUACAUUUUGUUGAAAAAAUUGAAAUGUAUAACUAGUUAUGUGA